Messenger RNA from Lodderomyces pseudojiufengensis, 1341 nucleotides. RefSeq names its product Ask1p (gene ASK1). The transcript has a single exon. Gene Ontology annotation, cellular component: mitotic spindle; mitotic spindle pole body; DASH complex. Gene Ontology annotation, biological process: attachment of spindle microtubules to kinetochore. Bases 1 to 1341 code for a protein of 446 amino acids. NCBI's taxonomy places the organism in Eukaryota, Fungi, Ascomycota, Pichiomycetes, Serinales, Debaryomycetaceae. The record is from RefSeq and is a predicted model, not a curated record.
AUGAAAAGGCUAUCAAUUGCUCCCCCUUCAUCACGAAGAAAAUCUACUUUUUUAUCACUGGAAGAUUACAAUGCUCGAAAAGUAUUAGAACAAUUAGAUCAAGAUACCACAUUAAUUUUACAAGAAAUAGAUAAAAAUAUAUCAAGAGCAAAUGCUAUUAUUAAUGAUAAAUUAAAACCUGUAUUACAAGAAUAUGGAGUAGAAAGUUUAAAAGUAUGGAAUAAUACAAGUUUUUGGAAGAAAUUUUUUGAACAAUCUGCAAAUGUUGAAUUAAAUAGUUAUGAAACUCCAAUUGAUGAAGUUCAAACGAAUAUAUUGUCCGAUAAAGAUCAAGAGGAAGAAAUAAUUGAUAUUCAACAACCCAAAAAUACAACUUUAUUAAACUCAAAGAGAACAAAUUUAAGACAUAUAACAGAAGAAGAUACUGCUACUUGGUCGACUGAACAGAAAAAUUCAAGCUACAAACAAGUUACAUCAUCUACACCACAAAGAACUACAAGAUUUCAAAUAUCACCACAAAGAUCUACCCGAUUUGCUUCUUCAUCAAUACCGUCUACAAGAAAUUUUAAACUAUCUGACAAUAUCAAUUUACAACCUCCAACAUCAAAUUCAAAUUCUAGAUUAUCACCAUCAUCAUCAAGACGUUCUCCACAAAGAGUAUCAACUAUACGUCAAUCAUUAGAUGCAUAUCAUAGAAUAAGUAUAUCCCCCAAAAAAAUAAAAACUCCAGUUUCAGCAAGACGUACAUCUAUAAUUCAAAAUAUCUUAAAUUCAUCUCCUACUUUACCUUCGGUACCCAUAUUGAAAUCAGAUAUUGUUGAACAAACAACAUCACCACAUUCAAAUCAACAAUUUCAAUCUCUGCUGCAACAACAACAACAACCACAACAACUUCAAAAAUUCCCCAAUACUCAAAGAUAUAGUUCUACUCCACAAAGAAUGCCUCAAGAAGAUGAUUAUCAUCUAGAUCCACCACAUGUACAACAACCACUACCGCAACAGCAUAGUGAUUCAAGUGAUGAGCCAUUACCAGAAUUGAGUACAUCAAUUGUUUUCACAAGUAGUGGUAAUAGAAAACGAAAUAGAGAUGAAGAUAAUGUAUUUUUAGAAAAAGAUAAUAAUAAUAAUAGUAGUCACUCAAAAUCCUUAUCACAAAUUUUUAAUGAAAGUUUAAAUAAAUUGAGGAAAGGAGAUAAUAAUAAAAAUAAUGAAUCAGACGACGUAUUGAAUCAAGAUCAAGGAGAACAAACAGGUGAAUUUAGAGAAGAAAUUUUGGAAGUUUCUGAUAGUUUAGGUCCUUUCAAAAAUAGAUGGGAAAAAUUAACAAAUUUAGAAAAUUAA